UUUGCGCUCUGCAGCCCAGAUCGCGUCCUGGCUCCGGGCGCGCGGGGGAACCCUGAGAGCUUGCGGAGAGCCGCCAGGAGGGGGACCGAGGAGCCGCAGAGAGGGGCGUAGGUGAGCGACUCGCGGAGCUAAAGAAAGGGGAAAAUACGGAGCGAGGUGCGAGAAAAAGAAUCCUGUCCUGUAGGGAAGGUCCCUCCAAAAUACUCGAGAUACUCUUGGAGUUCCUGAAUCUAUUCUCUGAUACUUUAAAGAGGAACAAUCACCCUUGGAGAAUAACAUCUACUGAGAGUUGAGAUGCAAACUUAGGGUGUGAAUGGAAAGAUUAAAGUGUGAUCAACUGUCCUUCUCCUGGUAUCACCUUAAGGAAUAUUGGCUGCUUAAUUUGAAUUUAUGAAUUCUUCAUCAUCUUCUGCCAAAAGCCCUUCCAGUAGCACAAGUGUUCACUGUCUAAAGCCAUAUUCUUUGUCAAUACUUUAGACCAACUGGAUAGAAAGGAGAUAGAAGAGGAUCUCGGGAAGCAGAUCACAAGCCUGAUACAAGAUGCCCCUUGCUGGAGCAGGAACUGGAAAACAAGACAUGUUGGCUGGAAGGGUAAGCAGAACUGAUUCUGUGACUGCCACUGGCCUUCAUUACUUAAUUCAGCUUCUACAACUAAUGACCUCAGGUGUAUUGAAAACAUCAUUCUGAGAAGGGAGCUAUAGACUGCACCAAACAGCCAAAGGGAUCCAUAUUACAACAGAGGUUUAUGAAGUUGGGGUUUUUCAGUGAAUCAAGGCAGCAUGUUGCCCCUCGGUCCUGGUUUAGCUGUAGCUUGUCUUCAGAUCUUCAUCUUCUCUGAAAACUGGGCUUUGGCCAAAAACAUCAACUUCUACAGCGUGAGACCUCCUCUUGAUCCCACACCGUUUCCAAACAGCUUCAAAUGUUUUACCUGUGAAAAUGCCGGGGAUAAUUAUAACUGUAACAGAUGGGCAGAAGAUAAAUGGUGUCCACAAAAUACACAGUACUGUUUAACAGUUCAUCACUUCACCAGCCAUGGAAGGAGUACAUCUAUCACCAAAAAAUGUGCUUCAAAGAGUGAAUGUCAUUUUGUUGGCUGUCACCACCACCAAGGAGGACAAACAGAAUGCAGAUCAUGCUGUGAAGGAAUGAUUUGCAAUGUGGAAGUCCCCACGAAUCACACAAAUGCAGUGUUUGCUGUCAUACAGGCUCGGAAGUCAUCAGGCACUAUCACUUGGACGUUCAGUUUACCAGUGCUUGCUUGUGUUUUCACAGUUCAAUUAUUAUGAUGCCAUUGUUCACAAGAGAAUUAGAGACAUUUCCUCCAAGCUCAAACUUGAAACUGUGAGCAAUGAACUUUCUGAUUGAAAAUGAACUUUGCACAUCAUGAAGAAUUCCAUAAGCACAUUUUAGACCACAACACAGAAGUGUGUGGUGUAUGGAGCCAAUUGUUUGCUAAGCUAAAGUGCCCCAUGAAAGGAUCUGCAGUAUAGAGAAGCUAGGAAUGAGACAAGGAUGGAGAACCAGAAGGCAAGACUUGGAGGCCAUUAAUCUAUCAUUUUCCUUACCGCUGCUGGCUGCACUAUUUAAUAUAGAGGACUCUAAUGGGUUCUCUGAUGCUUUUAAAAUGGUAAAAGGAGCAGAGGCAGAAGAAAAAAUCCUCUGGGCCAGGCCCUUUGCAAUAAGACCUGAUCUUCCUUCACUCCAAUGAGGUUGCUGAAUCAGACUCUUUCAACCAUUUCAACGUGCUAAAAAUUCAGUUCUUAAAAGUAUCCCAUUUUCUCAGGUGAGAAAUCGAUAUUCUCAUCAAAGAAGAACAGUAAGGAAAAAGGAAAACAGCUUUAGGAAAGUGUUCCAGUUUAACCAUUCUGGUUUGGUCACUGAAUGUGGGAAAAAUAAAAGCUUUUAAAUUAUGUAA
Molecule: messenger RNA, 1915 nt
Organism: Sarcophilus harrisii (Tasmanian devil)
Lineage: Eukaryota; Metazoa; Chordata; Mammalia; Dasyuromorphia; Dasyuridae
Gene: LYPD6B
Product: LY6/PLAUR domain containing 6B
Exons: 10
Coding region: 780-1286 (168 amino acids)
Molecular function (GO): acetylcholine receptor regulator activity
Source: RefSeq, a predicted model, not a curated record